GACCGGAAAUGGAACCGCCCCCAGCGGAAGCUGCGAUUCGGGGCUCGGCCGCCGCGAACAGGCCCUGAGCCGCCGCCAGGGUGCGGGGGGCCCGGAGCUGCGCGGGAGCCGGGCCGGCUGAGCAGCAGCGACUGGGAGCGGAGGCAGGCCGGAGACGUCGGCGCGGGCAGCCCCGGCCGCAGAUUGGCCGAGAGGCAUAAUGAGCGUCAAAGCCUUCAAGCUGGUCCCUGCUGUUGAACAGGAAAUGCUAAUGGGAGAUAAAGUUCGAAUCAACAUUGAGUGCAUUGAGUGUUGUGGGAAAAACCUCUACAUUGGAACUAAUGAUUGCUUUAUCUAUCACUUUCUACUGGAAGAAAAGAUAUCAUCAACUGGAAAGAUCACUUUUGCUGCCACCAAACAACUGUACAAACACCUGGGCUUCAAGAAAGCUGUGAAUGAGCUAAAGGCAGCAUCAGCACUCAACAGACUUUUGGUGCUGUGUGACAACACUAUGACACUAGUUCACAUGAUGAACUUGGAGCCUGUCCCCUCUGGAGCUAGAAUCAAGGGAGCUGUGACAUUCACAUUAAACGAGAACCCUGUGAGUGGGGACCCUUUUUGUGUAGAAGUUUGCAUUAUUUCAGUGAAACGGCGGACCAUCCAGAUAUUCAUGGUGUACGAGGAUAGAGUCCAGAUAGUGAAAGAAGUGCUUACACCAGAGCAACCCUGUGCUGUGGCUAUAGAUGGUCAUUACUUAUGCCUUGCUCUCACCACACAAUAUAUCAUACUGAAUUAUAAUACUGGCAACUUCCAGGACCUGUUCCCUUACUGCAGUGAUGAGAAACGGCCAAUUGUUAAAAGGAUAGGCAGACAGGAGUUUCUGCUGGCUGGACCUGGAGGGUUAGGUAUGUUUGCAACUGUAGAUGGCAUUUCCCAGCGUGCACCUGUGCACUGGUCAGAGAAUGUGAUUGGAGCAGCCCUGUGUUUUCCUUAUGUAGUUGCUUUAGAUGAUGAGUUUAUUACUGUGCAUAGUAUGCUGGACCAGCAGCAAAAACAAACUCUACCUUUCAAGGAAGGCCACAUUCUGCAAGACUUUGAAGGAAAGGUAAUUGUAGCUACUGAUAAAGGGGUAUACAUCUUGGUUCCAUUCCCUUUGGAGAGACAGAUUCAGGAUCUCCUAGCCAGCCACAGAGUAGAAGAAGCUCUUGUCUUAGCAAAGGGGGCCCGAAGGAACAUUCCAAAAGAGAAAUUUCAGGUAAUGUACAAAAGAAUCCUGCAGCAAGCAGGUUUUAUACAGUUUGCACAGCUUCAGUUCCUUGAAGCAAAAGAACUCUUCAGAAGCGGCCAGCUUGAUGUCCGGGAGCUGAUCUCUCUCUACCCCUUCCUGUUGCCUACUUCCUCUUCAUUCAUACGGUCUCAUCCCCCUCUUCAUGAGUAUGCUGAUCUAAACCAGCUCACUCAAGGGGACCAAGAGAAGACGACCAAGUGCAAACAGUUCCUUAUGAGUUACUUGAACGAAGUCCGGAGUACUGAAGUUGCAAAUGGCUACAAGGAGGACAUUGACACCGCUUUACUCAAACUAUAUGCAGAGGCUAACCAUGAAAGCCUUCUGGACUUGUUGGUUUCAGAGAACUUUUGUCUCCUAACAGACAGUGCAGCCUGGCUGGAGAAACACAAAAAGUAUUUUGCCUUAGGACUCCUAUAUCACUACAAUAGUCAAGAUGCUGCAGCACUUCAGUUAUGGGUGAAAAUAGUGAAUGGAGACGUUCAAGACCCUACGCGUUCAGACCUCUACGAGUAUAUAGUCGACUUCCUUACUUUCUGCUCAGACCAAGAACUAGUGUGGAAGUAUGCUGAAUGGGUGCUACUGAAAAAUGAGGAGGUUGGAGUUCAGAUUUUUACCAAAAGGCCUUUGGAAGAACAGCAGAAGAACACCUUUAAUCCAGAUGAUGUCAUCAGAUGCCUUAACAAAUACCCUAAGUCACUUGUUAAAUAUCUAGAGCAUCUAGUGUUUGACAGGAAAAUAGAGAAGGAGAACUACCAUACUCAUUUAGCUGUGUUGUAUUUGGAUGAAACACUUCAACUAAAAUCUGUGACUACAGACAAUUGUGCAGAACUGAAUGGAGUGCAGACUAAACUACGCAGUCUCCUUCAGAAAUCUGACCUCUACCGGGUUCAUUUUAUUUUGGAAAAAAUCAAGGGCACAGAUCUUCAUAUGGAAAACGCAAUUUUAUAUGGAAAACUGGAGGAACAUGACAAAGCUUUGCAUAUCCUGGUCCAUGAAUUAAAGGACUUUCCUGCUGCUGAAGACUACUGCGUGUGGAGCUCUGAGAGUAAAGAUCUAGCGUACAGGCAGAGGCUUUUCCAUAUGCUGCUCUCAGUGUAUCUGAAUCCAGGCCCUUCGGACUGUGAGUUAGUUGUGGCUGCAGUAGAUCUCUUGAAUAAUCAUGCAGCUGAAUUUGAUGCAGCCCGAGUCUUGCAGCUUGUGCCUGACAGUUGGUCGCUGCAGCUCCUCUCUCCAUUCCUGACUGGAGCAAUGAGGCAAAGCAUCCACACAAAAAGAAUGACCCAGAUUGCACUUGGCUUGGCAGAGGCUGAAAACUUAAUCUAUAAACACGACAAGGCUAAACUAAAAGGAAGGUCCAUUAUUCUCUCUGACAAGAAGCUCUGCCAGGUGUGCCAAAGUCCUUUCUGUGAGCCUGCCUUUGUGAGAUACCCAAACGGUGGUAUGGUUCACACCCACUGUGCUGCAAACAGACUUGUAAACCCUAACAUGACCCAUCGUUUUUCCAGCCCCAGCAGUCAGACUUGAAAAAUGUUUCAGGUUUCAUUAGUUUCCAUUACUUACUCUGUGGAAAACCUGCUGAAUAAAGAACAAAGUGCAGCUACUUUAGGUAUAAGUCAAAUGAACAGAUUGCUGUAGGGCUAAUAGGAAGACUUCGAUAAAUGUGAAAUAUGGCCACCGAACUGCUGAUCCUAUGAAUGUAGACAGCAAAGAAAAUUAGCUAGCCGAAAUGGAGAUGUGCAAGAAGGGUUCCCCUCUGUAUAGUAAUAAACACACUUAAAUGAGCCUUUUCUUCAUAAUAAGGAUGAAUAUGGGAGGGGGGGAGGGGGCAGAUCUUUCAUUCUUACAGAGACUUAAAUUUGCACUGAAUGUAAUGUUCAUAAAUCUGAUGUGAAGGGGGAACUGCUCUUUGACCCAGGAGUUGGAACAUCUGUCUCUGAAAUGCUACCUGAAGAGACUGACAUGACACAGAUUAACCCCAAGAAAAUGCAUAUCUGUUUUGCGAGCUGCAUUAUGUCCUCAUCAGAGCUGAACUUCUGUUCCACGACACUGGAUUAUGAACUUGUUCUAUGAUCUACAAAUUUGUUGGCUUUUGAUGCACUUUUGUCUAGCCCCCUUCUCUGUUGUACAGCUCUCAUCAAACAGAUUUUAAGCACCGUCCUGUUAGUUUCUACAUUUGUUGCAUUUAAUGUAAUAAACUCAGUGGAAACUGAUAGCUUCUGUCGUAUAUAACUGUGUUUGAAAAGAAUAGAAAUGAAAUGGAUAUAGUUUGGUCAGACUAUAGUCACUUUGUGGGGGAAGAGGUUUUAAUAACUUGAAUACUAGAAUUAUUUAUUAAUAUACAACAAUACUGUACAUACAGUCUAAUAAAUCAAUGAAUUUUAUUUGGAGGAUAAACAUGUAACAAAUAAUUCAAUAAUAGGAGGUUACAUUAUGUCAGCUACAACAUAACCUUAGAUUGCAGAGACUUCAUUGGCACACUGAGUAAGAUUCAGUGUGUGUGAAUGUAUUUAUGUGAACAAGAUUAUAGAUCAUGGAAAAAGGUGGAGAGAUUGUGAAGAAGUCAAUAAUAGUACAUUAAGGUGCUAAUGGAUUUGGUGUCACUGAGUGAAUGGGCUUAUAAAUACGUGUUCUCUGACACCUUACAAAAUAACUAAUUUACUGACCCCAUAAAUACUAGUCAAAACUUAAUGACUUUAUAAGCAGCUUGAGAGUUUGGAAGAGGCAACUUUUACACAAGAGGAUUAGAUAUAAAUAUAUUUCUAAAACUUUAAGCCAAAGAAACCAAAAGUAUUGCCCUUAAUUACACAAAACUGUAAUAAAUGGCAGAAACUUGAACGAUACAGGCUGAAAGUGUUGGUAUGAUUAGGUUGAUUCAGAAUCAGAGUUGAGCUUUUUCAGCACAAAUACUACUUCUGCACAACAUUUUGUAUAUACACAAAUCUCAAACUGUAUAGACUUUUAUAAUGUCUGAAAUUUGAUCAUAGACUGGGUGCAGAAGGAUAAAUUCUCAACCUUCCUGUCUUUUUAAAAAAAUAUAUUCUUCGGUUGUUGGGCUCCACUGGGGGAUGAUACAACUUCUUUUUAUCUUCAAGCAAAAGUUCUUUGGGUCUGUCUUAAGCUUCUUCCUGAUCAAGAUCAGAAAAUGUAGCAGUUAGUUUUCUGGCUUGGAUUCUUAGCCUGCAUACUUCUGUAAGGGUUUUCUGUAGUGCUUCUGCUGGAUUGGAUUGUUCCUGAAGCACGUAGGCUAAACUAAUUCAGUCUGUGAUAUCUUCACAAAAAUAAAAGGAUUUAAGCAUUUCUUCUUUUUUGUGUCAAUUUCAAGAAUUCUUACAUUAAGUCUUCAGAUAUUACUUCCCAGCAGGUCCAUUUUUUUAAUCAUUUUUUAUUUUUUGCCUGAUCCUGUAUUGGCUCUACUUUACAUCUGGUUAAUGUUGGUCCCUUAAUUUUUUUGUACGCAUUCUGUAACUACAAUUCAAGAAGUGUAUCAAAUCCAUCAUGCUUGAUAUACAGAAUAAUUGAGGUUGAAAUGGAGAAUGUUUAAAACAAAUCCUAUGGUACUGACAUGUCAAAGUGGCAAUAUUAUCUUUUACAAUGAUUUGACUGGGUGUUCGUUGAUGUGGAUGGUAGCAUGCGAUUUGUAUGAAACACUCUAUGUAUGGCUGUUUCCCAGCAAUGUAAACAAAUACAAAGUUCAUACACUA
This is a messenger RNA of Alligator mississippiensis (American alligator), 4968 nucleotides long. RefSeq names its product transforming growth factor beta receptor associated protein 1 (gene TGFBRAP1). Bases 200 to 2791 code for a protein of 863 amino acids. The record is from RefSeq and is a predicted model, not a curated record. The transcript has 12 exons. Gene Ontology annotation, biological process: autophagy; endosomal vesicle fusion; vesicle-mediated transport. Gene Ontology annotation, cellular component: membrane; cytoplasm. Lineage: Eukaryota; Metazoa; Chordata; Crocodylia; Alligatoridae.